GAAAUGAUCUGGUUACAUAGGUUGAAAUGCUGCAAAAAGGACUCAAAGAGCUUGGGAUUUUGAGAGGUGUUGGAAGCAGUUCCUACCAUAAGCUUAACCCAACUUCUAUAGGUCACUAUCUAGGGAUGGACAUCCAUGAUUGUUCAAUGGUCAGCUUUGACGGUCCUCUGAAGCCAGGUGUUGUAAUAACUAUUGAACCAGGAGUGUACAUCCCGUCUUCUUUUAAUGGUCCGGGGAGGUAUCGAGGCAUUGGGAUACGGAUUGAGGAUGAGGUUCUCAUCACAGAAACUGGUUAUGAGGUCCUAACAGCAUCAAUCCCAAAAGAAGUGAAGCAUAUUGAGUCCUUGCUAAACAAUUUCUGCCAUGGAAUGGGAACGCUGGACAGCCAAAACAACUGAAGAGGUUAAUCCAACUGAUAUAUUCCUUAUGCCAGCAGUUGCAGACAACAACCAGAACAGUGAAUCCUUGAGACGGGCAUGCCAUUGUUUGGAGCAGUAACUAAAUUUUUAUCCUUUAUUUUGGUCUCCUGCAUAUUUUUUCAACCUGUGAAACAUGUACUUUAUAAUCUUGACGAGGACAACGAGGUGGUCGAGGGUGGGGAUAUGUUAUUUAUGUUGUGUUAGUGUUAGGAUUUGGAUGAUAAAAGAUAAAUUAGAGAAAGAAAUGGAUAACCAUACAUUUUAUCUGAUUUGAUUGAAGAGCAAAAUAAGAAGAAAAUAGAAAAAAUAAUUAUUUUCUAUAUUUUCUUUGGUAUAAAUUUCAAAACUGUCUAUUCAUGCUUUCUAUCUUUGCAACUGAACGGAACUUAAAUAGAUUAUUGUUCCAUUUCCUUGAUGAUCCAAUUUAUGGCUCAUUCCUGUUCUGUUCUUUACUUCAUAGUUGUAAAUGAUUGAUGAUUGCGAUUUCAAGAAGUGACCGACUGCAGAUAAAUUGUUCAGUGCUGUUGGAAUGUAAACGGUUGAAAUGUGAAAAGGACAAUACUGAUAUUAUAUUAUUCUAUUUGA
Messenger RNA from Vigna umbellata (rice bean), 1004 nucleotides. The record is from RefSeq and is a predicted model, not a curated record. NCBI's taxonomy places the organism in Eukaryota, Viridiplantae, Streptophyta, Magnoliopsida, Fabales, Fabaceae.